This is a messenger RNA of Naumovozyma castellii, 114 nucleotides long. It is a transcript of the gene OST4, whose product is annotated as olichyl-diphosphooligosaccharide--protein glycotransferase OST4. Bases 1 to 114 code for a protein of 37 amino acids. The transcript has a single exon. The record is from RefSeq and is a predicted model, not a curated record. Lineage: Eukaryota; Fungi; Ascomycota; Saccharomycetes; Saccharomycetales; Saccharomycetaceae.
AUGAUAUCGGACAUGCAAUUAAAUGCCAUGGCUCUUGGCUUCGGAUUUUUGAUGGUUACAUUGAUCGUCUGUUAUCAUGCAGUCGAUUCCACCUUCGUCAAAAAGUUGAAAUAA